CCCAGUGCGUGGAGAAAUAAUUGAGUGCAGUGAAAGCCGAGCAUUCAUUCAAAGACCUUGACUGGCGCUACUGAAGCCUGGAGGCUCAGUAGUGAUUCAGCAGCAGCGGAGCAGCGCUUAGGAGACAGUGGUGGUGAGAAGGAAGGAAUAAAGGGAAAAAAGAGAAAAGGAAAUUUCAAAAGAAGGAGGUGAACAACGUGAGCCGCGCGCCGAUUUGGAGCCGCGUUUUCAUCGCUUAACAACACGGAGUGAAAGGGGAUUUAAAGAAAAGAGAGAGAGAAGCUGGUGAAAACUUCUCCCAUCGCGGCCAAAACCUUCUGAUUUUACUUAAAAAACAAUUAAACUCCGGGAAAUUCGGUUUGCAGCGGAUUUUGACGGAUGCGCACCGGAGCUAUCCAGGGGUGUAGCCGCGGUUCCCGUCGUGCGUCUUUGCGCUGUUAGAGGUGGUGUGUGACUGAGUGUGUGUGAGAGAGGAGGAUACAGAUAGAGGUGGAGGAUCAGCCGGAGUGGCCGACCAGCCAGAAGGAUGCUGGAGGGCAAUGCCUGCAGAAAGAGAGGAUGAGAUUUGUCGAAAGGCGCUGGAACUGCUCUCGGACCUUUGCUCCAAGGGAGAGGUGCAGGACGACAACUGCCUGGAUUUCAUUUACUACUUCAGGGAUCUGGCCAGACCCCGUUACACGGACUCAGAUGUAUCGGUGAGCCUGUUGUCUCUGCUGGUGACCACCUGUGGUCUGGCUCUCUUCAGCGUCUCCCUCUUUGUCUCAUGGAAGCUGUGCUGGGUGCCACUAAGUGGUCGUUUCCUCCCAGAUGUCCUCAAGGGGGCACACUUCUUGGGAGGAGACCAACAACCUGUCCUCACAGAGGUGGACGGGGAGGAAAGGGAAUACAGUGAAGAUGGCUGUGUGAAGGAGCCUUCGGGGCCCCCUUCGGGUGUGCCUGUCCCGGAGUCGGCCUUGAAGAUAAGCCACACAUCACCUGACAUCCCACUGGAGACGCAAACUAAGGUGGAGAAAAACCAUGCUCACACUCUGGCCAGGGACAGGGUUCAGAGACAGAUUACUGAACCUACCUCUUCUGUACGGCACAACUCCUUCCGUCGUCAAAUGAACUUAUCCAAUCCCGACUUCAACCCUGCUCAGUUCCAGCGCCAGGAGUCUUUGUCUGGUUUGGGUCGGAUCAAACCAGAACUUUACAAGCAGCGCUCAAUAGAUGCAGAAGAUGGCCAUAGAACCUCUAACUGUGGGCGCCUUCACUUUAUCCUUAAGUUUGACUUUGACCUGGAGCAGCUGAUCGUGAAGAUCCACAAGGCCCAGGACCUUCCUGCCAAGGACUUCUCAGGGACCUCUGAUCCUUACGUCAAAAUCUACCUGCUGCCCGACCGCAAAACCAAGCACCAGACCAAGGUGCACCGGAAGACACUCAACCCGGUUUUUGAUGAAGUGUUCCUCUUUCCUGUGGCGUACGCAGAUCUGUCGAAUCGUAAGCUACACUUCAGUAUUUACGACUUUGACAGGUUCUCUCGCCAUGAUUUGAUUGGCCAAGUGGUGGUGGACAACUUCUUGGAUCUUUCCGACUUUCCCCGGGAGACAAAACUGUGCCGGAACAUACAAUAUGUAACCUCGGACAAUGUGGACCUUGGAGAGCUGAUGUUCUCACUGUGCUAUCUCCCAACGGCUGGCAGGCUUACCAUCACAAUUAUCAAAGCCAGAAACCUCAAAGCCAUGGACAUCACUGGAGCCUCAGAUCCAUAUGUGAAAGUGUCUCUGAUGUGUGAUGGUCGAAGGCUAAAGAAGAGAAAGACAUCGACUAAGCGUAACACUCUGAAUCCAGUGUACAAUGAGGCCAUUGUGUUUGAUGUUCCUCCUGAGAGCAUUGACCAGAUCAGCCUGCUAAUAGCUGUCAUGGACUAUGAUCGGGUUGGGCAUAAUGAAGUGAUCGGGGUAUGCAGGGUAGGCAGUGAGGCCGAGAGCCUUGGGCGAGACCACUGGAAUGAGAUGCUGACGUACCCACGGAAGCCAAUCGCACACUGGCACCCGCUCAUAGAGUGGGUCGGACAAGGAGCGACGGUGAGUGGAAGCCAAGGAGGAUCCACCAAUUCCCUGAAGACACCACCAUCACCAUAACCACACACACACACACACACACACGCACCAGUAUACUCACACCAACACACACAGACACACACAGAUAUAGAGCCUCAGGGUGGUAGAACAACGGGCCAACAGACAGUCCUACUUGAUGUUAAAACAUACAGUACAAAGUGUGGCUAAGAAGUGGCUGCAGCAGUGGGCUAACAUCAGCUAUAAGCCAAUACUCAAACUGUGUGUCAUUAGAUUGAACUAGGUGUUAGUGUGAUAAGGCUGGAGCAAAGUCUGAUUCCAACUUCCUCUUGUGUCUUCACAACCAAAUAAACACUUAACUACAUUCCAACUAAACUAGUACAGUACUUAUUGAGCUGUUACUGACAGUAUUAACAGAUUAUCUAACAGAUUAAUCUUAUGCCUCUUUUUUGUUUAUAGGAAAAUUGCAGUUUGUGGACCAAAAUAUUAUAUUUUUAGGUGAAUAUGCACAGCUUUGACUGUUGAUUUGUGCAAGUGAUCAGCUAUCGUAGGCAACAUAUUUGCUCAAUAGUAGGAUUUAGAAAGGCGAGUUGCAGAAUUAGAAAGCAUCACUGUUCAGAUCAACACAUUUCAGCUCUUUUAAAAGUUUUAUUUGUUGUGUUGAAGAUUCAUUCUCAUCAUGCGUUUGGUUAUAUCUUGUGUUGCCUUUAUCAGUGGCAGCCGGAGCAGACAUGAACAGAGGAGAUUCAAAUGCAAACCUUAGUUUUACUUCACUGGGCAAAGACGAUUUCCUGUUAAGAAGUAAAAUUGAAGAGGAUUUGAUUUGAUCCAAGACUUUGUAAAAUGUCAGAAUGAACAUUUUUAGUGCAUGUUAAAUUGGCAUCCUUUUUUUAACAGGGUGUGGUCAUAAUAAAGGAAACAUAAAUUGUCAUCGGUGGAAAAAGAGCAGUCCACUCAUCUCAUCUAAGGCAAAUGAAUUAUGAUUGUCUUUAGACAUCAUCCUGAUAACCAGACAUAAGUGUCAUCAUUACUUACUAAUGUUAUUUGGCUUUACAAGAAUUUACAAUUACAAUUUCAGCACAAACAUUAAUAACAUGAAAUAAAAGUUUUACAUUAAACUGUAUGACUUAUGGUUGACACUGUACUGUACAGUACGGUGUCUCGUCUGUCAUGGUUACUUUUGGAAAAUGUUUUACACUUUUGCAGAUAAAUGCUGAUUGAAGGUUUUGACUGUUUUUAAAGCUGUUGCACUGGAAACAGCUGUGCGCUUCUGCUGGAAACAAGACUGAUGAGCCAUGAAAACAAAACAUAAACAGGAAUCUGUGGACUGUAAGAUCUAAAGAAGUUCCGCAGAGCAAAAGGGGGUUGUAAACUUCAGUUGUUAUUUUCAGUAGCUAAGGCAGCGGUCCCCAACUCCAGGCCUCGAGGGCCGGUGUCCUGCAAGGUGAAUGGAAAGGGUCUUUUACAGGAGGCAUUACUGCCAACAUGAGCUCAGUUUGCUUCAACAUGCUGAAUUUAGGCGAUCUAAAUACCCUGAAUAAACAGCUGGCUUGUUGUAGUUUGUCUGAUUAUGUGACUGCUCAUGUUUUUCUGUCCCCUGUAGUGAUGUCACCAUGUUCCCAGAUGCUACAAAAAAUAUAACCCAUGUUGUAACAAAUCAGUUAUCCUUAGGGACUACACAAUGACUGCAGAUGUUAUUGUGCAACCCCUUUGGGACUCCUUUGUGCCUUUUUAAUGUGCUUUGCCAUUUUGCCAUUCAGUGUUCCAAUUUAGAGAGGUGCUUAGAAGACCAUAAAGGUGGUAACUCUUAAUAAUUUGCAAGAAAUGAGGAGCUUUUGCAAUGAAAGGGGACCUAUAAAUUUUGUUUGUUUGUUUUCUGUUAUAUACAGAAUAUACAAUAGGAGGUGUUUAUAAUAAAGAUGGCCAACAUUUAAAAUAGUAAUCCCUGUGUGCCAAAAGAUGUAUCUGUUCUUAGAUCUGUAUGAUGUCAGACAGAGGGGAUCUCCAUAAUGUGGUCAUUUUAGCACACAGCUCUGACAGUUCAAGUCAUUCCUUAUGAGGGGCAGCCAAUCAGAAGAAAUCUGGCUGAAAGGGAGGAGCUAAAAAGGUUUGUUUCAGACAAUGCAUGAAUUGAGAUGGUUUUAAAACUUUGAUUCAUGCAAAGCUACUUUAGUAAAGUCUGAUAAAAUAAAACAAAGCUGGAAAUGAGCAUUACAGGUCCCAUUUAAGUUAAUUGAAUGAUUCCACAGUGAAGCUGCCCUGCCCCACUGUUAUGACACUCAAUGUCGCUUUUCUUUAACUGGAACCAUACUCUGUGAUAGUAAUUUAAUAAGCCAGUGUUUGUUUGUUUUCUAACUAAAAUCUGUUUAAAUUCAGAUUAAUACCAGUAUUGUUUAUGGCUCGGUAUUGGACACUGUCACGAAUAACAGUUUCCUCUGUGUUUGUAGGUACCAUGCAUGCAUCAUUUUUUUCAUGAGUCAUUUUUAAUAAAUAUCUUUUUUUUUUGUGAGAUACUAAUCAUAUUGUAAACACAAGAUGUAUUAUGAACCUAAGGCAGAGUGUGUACAUUGUCC
Molecule: messenger RNA, 4633 nt
Organism: Pundamilia nyererei
Lineage: Eukaryota; Metazoa; Chordata; Actinopteri; Cichliformes; Cichlidae
Gene: syt9b
Product: synaptotagmin IXb
Exons: 8
Coding region: 540-2123 (527 amino acids)
Biological process (GO): calcium-ion regulated exocytosis
Cellular component (GO): plasma membrane; exocytic vesicle; dense core granule
Molecular function (GO): phosphatidylserine binding; clathrin binding; SNARE binding
Source: RefSeq, a predicted model, not a curated record